Molecule: messenger RNA, 738 nt
Organism: Uncinocarpus reesii 1704
Lineage: Eukaryota; Fungi; Ascomycota; Eurotiomycetes; Onygenales; Onygenaceae
Exons: 1
Coding region: 1-738 (245 amino acids)
Source: RefSeq, a predicted model, not a curated record
AUGACAUUACAGCCUAGCAAAACAAACCAGCGCCCCCCUCGACCAGCUCUCUUCCAGGGCCCGCCCUCUCACAACGCUUCGAAUCUGUCCCUCCCGCCCGGUCUCCUCAACUUACCUCAAGGGUCCGCCAGUAGAGCGUCAUCCAUAAAAGGGACCCAGGCCUCUUCGGUGCGCCAUGGCACUUCAAAAAGUUUCCGUGGUGCUGCUCCGGAGCUAGGUUCACCCUUUCUUCGCCCCGCUCGAUCCUGCGGUCAGGCCGAAAUCGACUCUGGGGACGCCGUGUGGGAAGAGAUGCAGAGCACUCUCGCCGAGGUGGAGUUGAAUGCCGCAAGCGGAGACCAUGUGUUUGGUGCAGAGCAUUCCAGAGCCCUCGAGGAACUGCGGGUUAAGCAGUUGGCGUUGGCGCAGGCGUGGGCGAGAAGUGAGGCAGAUGAAGUGGUCGAGAGCUCGGCGAGCGACUCUGGGAUGAAAGGACCGGAGUCUGUAGGGCGUGCGUCCACGGAAACAGAAGACCGUUCGCCUCAUAACGUGUUGGAUGAGAAGACGGAAAAGGAUAUCUUCUUCGCAAGGAAGAGGAGAGAGGCCAACGACCGAUAUUUUGAACGGGUGAAUAACAGUGUCUUGGACGUUGUGGCGAAACUCAAUGAGGUUGCCAAUGCUAUGCGGGCCGUGGAGCGUGAGAGCAAAGAGAUUUGGAGCGAGAGCGAAAGUAUCAGCUCCGCAGUGCCAGAUGGCUGA